AUGGGCGUCGUAGACUCCAAAGCCAUGGCAACCGACUUUCUCAAUUUCGUCAAUGCAUCCCCCACACCGUUUCAUGCCGUGAAGUCGGUCAAGGAACGUUUAAGCGAGGUUGGCUUCAAAGAAAUCAAGGAGAAGCAAUCAUGGUCGUCAACCUGUGUUCCCGGCGGUAAAUACUUUCUUACGCGGAACGGUUCGACGAUCGUAGCCUUCGCAAUAGGCAAGAAAUGGAAGCCAGGCAAUCCGAUCUCCAUGAUAGGUGCACACACCGACUCGCCUUGUCUACGGAUCAAGCCGGUGAGCAAAAAACAAGGAGAUGGAUUUCUGCAAGUUGGAGUCGAAACUUAUGGCGGCGGCCUGUGGCACACGUGGUUUGAUCGCGACCUAGGACUUGCAGGAAGAGUCAUGGUGCGAGACGGCGAUGGAAACGUGGCUCAAAAGCUGGUCCAUAUCAAUAAGCCUAUUCUCCGGAUUCCGACCCUUGCCAUCCAUCUCGAUCGGCAGGAGACGUUCUCCUUCAAUAAAGAGACCCAAUUAUUCCCCAUCGCAGGGCUAGUCGCCGCGGAACUCAAGCGCCAGGAUGAAAAGAAGAAUAAGGAGUCCAAAGCUACUACUGCGGAAGAAGAAACAGAAGAGACCAAACCAUUUACACCGCUGAAAGCUUUGACGACAAGGCAUCACCCUCGAAUUGUCGAAGUAAUUGCCUCAGAUGCAGGAGUUUCACCAGAAGACGUGGUUGAUUUUGAAGUGGUCCUCUACGACACCCAGAAGGCUUGUCUGGGCGGCCUUAACGACGAAUUCAUCUUCUCAGCAAGGCUCGACAAUUUGAACCAAACAUACUGUGCAACGCUGGGAUUGAUACGUUCGCUUGAAGAGCCGUCAGCACUUGACGAAGAAUCCUCCAUACGCUUGAUCGCUUGUUUCGACCACGAGGAAAUCGGAAGCAUGACGGCGCAGGGAGCUUUCUCUAUGAUGCUGCCAGCCAUAAUACGCCGGCUCUCUGUUUUGCCCGCGUCAGCAUUCGUGGAUGACAGCUCCGAGCAAUCGUACGAUCGCGUCGAUGAGACGGACACGUCUACAGCCUACGAGCAGACGCUGUCAAGUUCCUUCCUCCUCUCGGCAGACAUGGCUCACUCCGUCAACCCCAACUAUGGAGGCAAGUACGAAUCGGAUCACCGGCCAGAGAUGAACCAGGGCCCUGUGAUCAAAAUCAAUGCGAAUGCAAGGUAUGCCACCAACUCGCCUGGCAUUGUUCUACUCCAAGAGGUUGCGCGAAAGGCACCUAAGGUCAUCGAGACUGACCCUGAGGGAGUGCCGCUGCAAUUGUUUGUGGUGAGAAACGACUCCAGCUGUGGAAGCACAAUUGGCCCGAUGCUAUCUGCUCAUCUUGGGGCUCGUACACUCGAUCUUGGCAACCCGCAGCUCUCCAUGCACAGCUGCCGUGAGACGGGCGGUGCGGACGAUGUUCACCAUGCUGUUCGACUGUUCAGUAGCUUUUUCCAGCAUUACUCCCGGCUGGAGAAGACGAUAUUGGUAGACUGA
Molecule: messenger RNA, 1539 nt
Organism: Capronia coronata CBS 617.96
Lineage: Eukaryota; Fungi; Ascomycota; Eurotiomycetes; Chaetothyriales; Herpotrichiellaceae
Product: aspartyl aminopeptidase
Exons: 2
Coding region: 1-1539 (512 amino acids)
Biological process (GO): proteolysis
Cellular component (GO): fungal-type vacuole
Molecular function (GO): metalloaminopeptidase activity; zinc ion binding
Source: RefSeq, a predicted model, not a curated record